Messenger RNA from Pocillopora damicornis (cauliflower coral), 987 nucleotides. Its product is annotated as melanopsin-B. Gene Ontology annotation, molecular function: G protein-coupled receptor activity. Gene Ontology annotation, biological process: G protein-coupled receptor signaling pathway. The record is from RefSeq and is a predicted model, not a curated record. Gene Ontology annotation, cellular component: membrane. NCBI's taxonomy places the organism in Eukaryota, Metazoa, Cnidaria, Anthozoa, Scleractinia, Pocilloporidae.
UUUUCUAUGCAAAGUUCAAACUCAGUGCUUAAGCCUUUUCGCACAAUGAAUUAGGGAGAUACGAAACUCUUAGUUUUACACUCAUAGAUAGGUAAUUACAACCCAACAUGCCUACAAAACAAAGAUUGCUGUCAUAUCAUGAAGUGUGCGAGAUCGCUACAAAACGGCUAUGUGAACUAUAGAUAUUUUUUAAUGAUAUUAUCUGUCUUUAUAUCUAUUUACAUGAAAAUAUUUUAAACUCCUUUACAGAACUGAUAAACGUAACAGAAAGUUGCAAGUCUAACAACUGAUCACGAUUCAAACGCGUAAAGCUUUGACAAGGAAAGUCAUGAGUCAGUCAACUGGAGUUCUGAGCACGACUCCGACAACAAUUAACAGCAAUCAAGAAUUCUAUCUGAGUGCAAACAUCCUCAUUCCAUAUGGUAUCGUCAUGACCCUAAUCUUGGUAUUCGGUUCGGUUGGCAAUGUUCUGACAAUCCUGGUCUUACGUUGCCCUGAACACAAAAAGAAAAACAUCACUCCACUCAUGAUAAACUUAGCGAUUGUUGACAUCGUCAUAAUUGUCUUUGGCUAUCCUGUGGUCGUCGCAAGUAACUAUACGUCCUCUGGCCUUAACGUUCGUGAAAGUCGGAUAAGCUGCAUAUGGUCGGGAUUUAUCAAUGGCUCUACUGGCAUCGCUUCAAUCGCCAAUCUGACCAUGAUGAGUUUGGUUAUGUUUCACGGUGUCAGUUCAGUCACCAAGACAACAAAAAUCUCCACCAUCAAAAUGGCUGCCAUUAUCACAUUCACUUGGGUGUAUGGAGUAGUGGCCAUGAUCCCGCCGUUAGUGGGCUGGAACGAAUUCGUCCCAGGCGCCUCCGGUAUCAGCUGCUGUCCCAAUUGGGUGCCGGAAACGAAGGCUGGAGUGGCGUACAAUAUGUUGCUGAUUUUUAUUGGCUUCGUGCUGCCACUGUGUGUGAUCAUUUUUUGUUACUACAGAAUCUACAG